CGGCCCGGAGGCCUCGGCCUCCUCCAUCCUCCGGCCGGAGCUGGGCUCGCUGCCCCCGGGACCGCUGGAUCGCGCUUCCCGCCGCCGGCCCCCGGCGCUUUCUUCCCGGAUCGGGCUCGGCGUUCGUUCGGCCCCGCCGCCGCCCCGGGCAGCCGCGCUGCAGCGCUUCCCCGGCGCUCCCAGCCCCCUGGGCGGGCCUGGCCCGCGCCACCUGUCCGGAGCUCUCCGCCAGGGCCUCCCUCCCUGGCUCACCCCGCUCCCGGGGCAAGCCUCUCCCCAGAGGCACCGGGAGACCGCCCGCCCGCGCGCGCGCGCCUCCGAUCCGGAGGCUCCCCUGCUCUCCUUGCCAAUGGCUCGGGGGGCUUGUGUGUUCCGGGGCUCCGGGCCGUGCGUAUGAAACGUGAGGAGGCCGUCCUCGGGGGAGCUCCUCUCCCGGCCGGGCGCCCGCCCUGAGCAGCGGUGGCUGCCGGCCCGCCGCGGGAAGCCGACUUCGGCCGAGGCAGGGCUGUGCUGUCAACAACAACAGCAAGACAACAGUCAGCUGCCCAGUUCUCUCCCAGGUCCACCUCAUGGUACUCGUUAGGAGGCCCUGCUGAACCCACAGACUUCUCUCCCCGCCUCUCUUGAGUGGAUGGCUCCGGUCUUUCAGCAGAGAUGGCAUUAAGCAGCAGCAAUGGCAGAACCAGGGAAAGUGCUGGCACGGGAUGGGAGCGUGGCUGUUCAUCGCCCAAACGCGCGCUCUGGUGGGCCGUGCUGCUUGCCGGCCUACUCGGCGGGGCUCGGGGAGUCCCCGACGCUAACUUCAGCGUGGCCCCCGGCUCCAAAACCCCACUCUCAAAGGGCAGGUAUCUGAGCAUUGGGGAAGACUCCGUCAUGGAGUUUGAGUUCCCAGAGAAAAGCAAGGGCAUCAUCGUGGUCUCUAGUUGUUACCCAGCCCAGAGUAACAGGACGGCAUUCGGGCCCGUGUUGAGCGUCACCUCUCUGGACACAGAGGUGCUGAGCAUUGAGAACGUGACCGCCCAGAGCUGGGACAACAGCCACUUUGUGGUGAACAUCCAGUCUGGCCUGGCCGGCCUGGCGCCGCUGCGCAUCCGGCUGCUCGACCUCCAGAAGGUUCCCCCUAUGUUGAUCGAGGAGCGACAAGAUUUUCUCAUCAAAGUUUCUCCCGUGGAAGACGAUGCUCCCGGCCACCAGGGAGGCCUGGGCCGCUUCUCGGAGAGCCCGGUGCUCUACGUGCUGCUUCCGUUCGUCUUCGUCAACAAGUGUGCGUUUGGUUGUAAGGUGGAGCUGGAGGGUUUGAAAGGGCUGGUGAAGAGUCCCCAUCCGGUGCUGCUGGGCAUCGUGGGCCAGUUCCUCCUCAUGCCCCUCUAUGGCUUUUUAAUGGCCAAGGUCUUCACUCUGCCCAAGGCCUUGGCGCUGGGACUCAUUAUCACCUGUUCCACGCCCGGCGGGGGAGGAAGCUACCUUUUUAGCCUGCUCCUCGGGGGGGACGUGACCCUGGCCAUCUCCAUGACCCUGAUCUCCACGGUGGCAGCCACGGGCUUCAUGCCACUGUCCUCCGCGCUCUACGGCCACCUCCUCAGUGUCCACGAGACGCUGCACAUUCCUUUCUCUAAGAUCCUCCUGACCUUGCUCUUCAUCGCCAUCCCCAUCUCCGCCGGCAUGGUCAUCAAGUAUAAAAUGCCCAGGGUUUCCAGAGUCCUGCUCAAGGUCAUCAAGCCUUUCAGCGUCGUUCUCAUCCUAGGGGGGCUCUUCCUGGCCUGCCGAAUGGGGGCUUUCAUCUUAGCCGACGUCAGGCCCCCGAUUGUGCUCGCGGGGCUGACGGUGCCCCUGGCUGGCCUCUUGGUGGGCCACACUCUGGCGGCCUGCCUCAAGCUCUCCGUACCCCAUCAGCGGACAGUCAGCUUCGAGGUGGGCAUACAGAACAGCUUGCUGGCUCUCGCUGUGCUUCAGCUGUCCUUCCGACACCUGCAGGCUGACCAAGCCUCCCAGGCCCCCUUCAUCGUGGCCCUCAGCAGCACCUCCGAGAUGCUGGCCCUCGUCAUCGGCCACUUAGCCUACAAUAGCCUCUACUCUGUCACCUAAGGCUUCUGCCUUCCUCCUCCUGCCCCCACCAGAAGUUAUCAGAUACCAAAGGCCUUCAGUCUCUAUGCACUAUGCACCCAAAGUCCGGGCUUAGCUUUUUUUUUAAACCAGUGUUUUUUUAUUCCUGCCGGCCAUGGCCUUCGGUGCCAAGAGGAAGGGGCAGGCGGCUAGGGAGAAGGGUUAGCGAACGCAUUUGAAUAAAGAGAGAGAAGGAAGUUCUGAGUGAUGAAAAUUCUCUGCCCUCUUGCAUUUGGGAGAGGCCGAGGGGCGGGGAGGCCGAGAUCCCGGGCGUGGGCGUCAAGGGUAAGGCGGUACCUGCGGCUUCCAGCUUGCCUUUUGGCAAGUAAUUCUUUAGUUGCCGUUCCCAAGAACGGCAGAAGAAAAGCCCAGCUGAAGCUUCCAGAACCCGGACCUGGCCAUUUGGGGUCGUGGAUUCCUAUCAGUCUACCCGGAACCCCAAGCCUGGCUCUUGUUCUACUGCUGCCCACAGCUCACUGACCCCAUUAUACCCGGGCCCCUUUGUUGCUGCUUUGUUUGACAUGUUUAAACCUACUGGGACCACCGUCCCGGGUCCAGUUAUCUCCUCUCAGAGGACUUAGGCUCCCAUCCCUGUGGUAUAGGGAGCCUAGCACUCCAUGGCUUUUGUGCCCCGAGGAAGGCAGCUUUUAGUUUCUUCAAAGAGAGGAGUCCAAGCCGUUAGCAUUGUCUUCAGGGACAAGCUCGGGCCCUUCUCGGCCGGCCCUCACGUCCGCGUAUUCCUUCCACUCCUUAUGGACGAAUCAAAAAGGGUAAUUUUUGUUAGGAGAGGGACACCAGAACCCUCACCUGCCCCUGUCUCUUUCUCCAGUAAUUGUGACAAGGUGGAAGAGAAUGACAAGUAUCCAGCCAGGUUGGCUUUGACUAUGUGUGUGUGUGUGUGUGUGUGUGUGGCUGUUGUGACCAUGUGUGUGACUCUGUGCCCCAGCUCGGGGGCAGAGGUAGACACGAGCUGAACAGCUACCUGAUGCCGUUCUCCCGUGAACUCCUUGAAAAAAGAAGGGUCUCGGGGAGUGUGUAGCAUUGCAGCAACUUGAAGCGCAGUGGAAGGCCCUGCCCUGACCGCCCCCCCGUGGAGGCACCCUUCUUGUGGCCCAUUCUUGGGUCAGGUAUCUGGCAGCUUGAGUUCCUAGAGGGAGCUCGAUCUGUGUGUGCCCACAGCAGAAGGGGCUGGGCUUCUUCUGCCCACGGCUGGGAUCAAAGCCCCACCCUCUCACCAGUAGAAGCUGUCAUGGAAUGGAAGCUUGGGUAGCUGCCACAGUGUGGCCUCCUGCUUCCACCACUAGCCCAGCCCAGUGCAGCUUCAGCGACUAGUCUGAAUUUUAAGGGCAGGAGAAUUGCCUGCAAUGUUUUCCAGAAGCCAGGCUGCUUGUGCUUCCUUUAGCUGCGGACUGUGGAGGGGGAGUUAUAUUUUUACAUCAUUUCUUCUUGUAUUAUUUGUUUUUGAAUUCCAAUUAUUAAAGUGAUUUUCAUUGGA
Molecule: messenger RNA, 3598 nt
Organism: Sarcophilus harrisii (Tasmanian devil)
Lineage: Eukaryota; Metazoa; Chordata; Mammalia; Dasyuromorphia; Dasyuridae
Gene: SLC10A3
Product: solute carrier family 10 member 3
Exons: 2
Coding region: 655-2085 (476 amino acids)
Biological process (GO): bile acid and bile salt transport
Cellular component (GO): membrane
Molecular function (GO): bile acid:sodium symporter activity
Source: RefSeq, a predicted model, not a curated record